AUGGACUUAGACAUCCCAGAAGCCUUCCAGAAAGAGUUCACCUGCCUCGUGUGCCUGAAUUACCUUCUAGACCCAGUCACCAUAGGCUGUGGACACAGCUUCUGUAGGUCCUGUCUCUGUCUUCUCUGGGGGCAAGUUGAAGACCCUGCCAAAUGCCCAGUGUGCAGGCAACAAUCAGAGCAGACAAAUCUCAAAACCAAUUUUCUUCUGAAGAAUCUGGUGUCCAAUGCCAGAAAAGCAAAUCUCGGGCAAUUCCUGAACUCUGAGGGACAUACGUGUGGGACCCAUAAGGAGACAAAGAAGAUCUUCUGUGAAGCCAACAAGAGCUUGCUCUGUUUGGUCUGCUCUCAAAGUCAGGAGCACAGGGCUCACAGACACCGUUCCACUGAAGAGGCUGCUGAGGAAUGCUGGGAGAAGCUGGCAAAUGAAAUGAGAUCUUUAUGGGAAAAGAUCGAAUUGGGAGACAAAGUGAAAUGGAGCGAGUCAGCACAGCUGCACAUGCCUCAGCCUCUGCUGCCAGAACUGCGUGCACGACCCAUCACUGGGCUGAUGGACUGGCUCAACCGCUUCCGAGUAACAAUUUCAUUCCAUAAUGAAGUAAGCAGACAGCACAUCAGGCUGUUUGAUGAUGCAAGAAGUUUGAAGUAUGAGCGUAACAGCCUCUAUGUGUCUUUGGAUGGCAGAACAUCACAGUAUUUUGCUGCAUGGGGAUCCCGGGGCUUCACCUCUGACAAACAGUACUGGCAGGUGGAUGUGGAUGGCUCUUGGGACUGGGCUGUAGGCAUCUGUAAGGAUUCCUGGACAAGGAAGGAUGAUGGCAUACUGAAGGAAUCCAACAGGGACAACUUUCUCCUUGUGUGUGUGAAGGAGGGUCAUCAUUACCGUCUCUGGACCACCAUCCCAAACACUCCUCGGUACACAGGGAAACCUCAGGGCAGGGUUGGCGUGUUCCUUGAUUUUGACAGUGGGAGUAUGGGUUUUGUGGACGUUGCCAGGCGCUCCCUCCUUUGGAGGUACGAGGAUGGCCUGUUCACUUUCCCUGUCAGGCCUUUCAUUUGCACUGGCCACACGUGA
Orcinus orca (killer whale) is the source of this 1074-nucleotide messenger RNA. Its product is annotated as tripartite motif-containing protein 43-like. Gene Ontology annotation, molecular function: protein binding; zinc ion binding. Lineage: Eukaryota; Metazoa; Chordata; Mammalia; Artiodactyla; Delphinidae. The transcript is spliced from 5 exons. The coding region runs from base 1 to 1074 and encodes 357 amino acids. The record is from RefSeq and is a predicted model, not a curated record.